GCUGGCCUUGCGUCUUGGGCGCGUGAGGGACGUGAGGCUCGGCCUGACCGGAGCCCACUCCGGUCAGAAGAGAGAGGAAUCGCGGGCUGCGCCAAGCUCGGAGAGGUGAAGACCUUGGUCUCAGGAGGUGACGCAGCAGUUCAGAAGAGGAGGAUUCCCAGGCCCUGUCAGGAGUCAAUGUAAGGAUCCUUGGUGUGAAGCCUGAAAGCCCCUCUCCUUGAAAAGAAGGACCCACAGAAUCACAGCCCUGGGACGAUCUGAGCAGGAGUAGCCAGGUGGGAGGAACUCUCACUUCUGCCACAGACACUACCAGGAGUCAAGGGGAUAGAGUGUCUUACAGAGGUGAGGUCUUGAUUGGAGGGGGAGACUUUAGGUCAGCAGAGGCUAGGACAGGCCUUGCUGGGAGUACAGAUGAAUACCUCGAGGGAGGAUUGGGUAUAUUCCCCACACUGGAACAGACCCCUGGCAGGAAUGGCUGGAUUUGGUGUCUUUUUACUUUUGUUUGGAGUAUCCCAGGAAGGUGAAGAGCUUGGCCUGAGCUGGUGACAUCAGCAGAGGGAAGAGUUCCAGGAUCUGUGACGAGUCAAGGUAAGGGACUUGGAACUGAGGUCCUUAGUCUGAGUGUGAAGGCAGGGGAACUGAAGAAGCCACAUCAGAUCAGAAGAGGGAGGAGUCCCAAGCUCUACUAGGAGUUAAGGCCUGUGGCACCCGAUCUCCCACCAUCCCGCUCACACUUCUACUUGUUGCUGCCAACCAGAGUCAUCAUGCUUCGCUCUGCAAAGCGUCCGCGGCUCACAUUGGAACCAGACUUUGAGGCCCAAAAUGAGAUACAGGACCUGGCGGUGGCCGGUGUUCUCACAGCUGAGGAGGAGGAGGAGGAGGAGACUUCCUCCUCUUGCUCUUUCAAUUUCUCCUAUCCCUCCACCUCCUGCUCCCUGCCUUCCUCUCCUGUGAUCCCGGUUUCCAACGAGGAGAAGGAGGUGGAGGAGGAGGAGCCUGAGAAGGAGCCCGCCACAACAUUGAGUCUUCCCCAGAACCCUCAGAGCCCCUGCUUCUUCUCCGUAUCACGGAGCACAUCAGAAGGAGGCUCCAAUAGCCAAGAAGAAGAAGAUACAUGUUUCCUGCAGACCUCAAUAGACACCGAAUCUUCACCCACAGACCCACUAGAUGAGAAGGUAGCUGAUUUAGUGAAUUUCAUGAUCCUUAAGUACCGAUUGCAGGAGCCCGUCACACAGGCAGAAAUGCUGAUGGUUAUCAUGAAAAGGUACAGGAAACAUUUCCCUGUGAUCUUUAAGAAAGCUUCUAAGUUUAUGGAGGUGAUCUUUGGCAUUGAUAUGUGGGAGGUGGACAUUUCUGUCCCCUCCUAUAUCUUUGUCAACUCACUGGACCUCACUAGUGUUGAGGUGUCUAGUGACACCCACGGCAUGCCUAAGAACGGUCUCCUGAUAAUCAUCCUGGGUGUGAUCUUCAUAGAGGGCAAUUGCAUCCCUGAGGAAGACCUCUGGGAUUUCCUGAGUAUUAUGGGAGUGUAUCCCGGGAGGGAGCAUUUCAUUUAUGGGGAGCCCAGGAAGCUCAUCACCAUAGAUUGGGUGUAUGAGCAUUACCUAGAAUACCGGCAGGUGCCUGCCAGCAAUCCUCCACGCUAUGAAUUCCUGUGGGGUCUCAGGGCCCAUGCUGAAAUCACCAAGGUGAAAGUUCUAGAAUUUUUGGUUAAGAUCAAAGGGAUUGACCCCCUUUCCUUCUCAUUCUGGUAUGAGGAGGCUUUAAAAUACGAGAAAGAGUGGCCUCGGGCCAGAAUUGGAUCUGGGGAAAGCACUGCUGCUAUGUUCAUUGCACAGCAUUGAUCAGCAGUUCCGCCCCAACUGAAGAGGGAGCCCGAAUAUUCACUCUCUAUUUGAAGAGGGCAGUCCUGGCUCUGAGUAGAGGGUCAGGGUCAAACUGGGGAGAACACAAUGUGCAACAACUUUGUGUUCCUGUUCUACAUAGAUGAUUUGGAAGUCUAUCUUUUUUUACCUUUUGGUGUUUUUCAAAUGCUGUUUCUUUUACUGGAAGGUUUUUUAGCUUUAGAAUCUAAGUGUGUGAAUGAAUUUGUCACAUAUCUGUUGAUGUUUCUCAGAUUUAAGAAUAUGACUUUUGAUAUUUUACAAAAUAAAAUAUCAAACUAUCAAAUAUCACAAUAUCAAAUAUUGUGAUCUGGGACAAGAUAACAACACUGGAAUGGGAAUUUCCUUGGAAAUGUGAAAGAAAAUCGGAAAAAAAUGGAAUGUAAAAGGUGGUUCAUUUUUGGAUUCCCUUAACCACUAAUUUAUUGUUCUGUAAAAUUAAAAGACGUAUACCUGGACUUGCUUGGCUUACUGAAGAAAGUAGGCAUAAUCUUAAUAAAUCUUAUUAAAUGAAA
Molecule: messenger RNA, 2398 nt
Organism: Herpailurus yagouaroundi (jaguarundi)
Lineage: Eukaryota; Metazoa; Chordata; Mammalia; Carnivora; Felidae
Product: melanoma-associated antigen 10-like
Exons: 4
Coding region: 765-1844 (359 amino acids)
Biological process (GO): negative regulation of transcription by RNA polymerase II
Cellular component (GO): nucleus
Source: RefSeq, a predicted model, not a curated record